AUGGACAAGAGGUGGAGUCUUCAAGGAAUGACCGCUCUUGUCACUGGUGGUACUAAAGGAAUUGGGGAAGCUGUAGUGGAGGAACUAGCUAUGUUGGGAGCAAAAAUCCACACAUGUGCUAGAGACGAAACUCAGCUUCAAGAAAGGUUACGUGAGUGGCAAGCAAAAGGGUAUCAGGUCACCACUUCUGUUUGCGACGUUUCUUCUCGUGACCAAAGAGAGAAGCUCAUGGAAACCGUUUCCUCACUCUUCCAAGGAAAACUCAACAUCCUCGUAAACAAUGCUGGAACGAAUAUUUUCAAGCCAACUAUAGAGUAUACAGCAGAAGACUUCUCAUUUAUUACGGCUACAAAUCUCGAGUCAGGUUUUCAUCUCUCACAGCUCGCGCAUCCAUUGUUGAAAGCCUCUGGAUCAGGGAGCAUUGUCUUCAUAUCCUCUGCUUCUGGAGUUGUGCACAUGAGUGUCGGAUCCAUCUAUGCAACAACCAAAUGUACCUUUAAAACAACGUUCCCUUACGUUCUGAUGCUUACAAAAGUGGUUAAUUCUGUUUGUCCAUGGUUCAUCACAACUCCUUUAUCUAACGAUUGCCUCAAUAUUGAAGAGUUUAAAAAAGAGGCGGAGCAUAGGACAUCAGUAGGACGUAUUGGAGAAGCCAAUGAAGUCUCACCGCUUGUGGUGUUCCUCUGUCUUCCUUCAGCUUCAUAUAUUACUGGUCAAACCAUUUGCGUUGAUGGAGGUGCUACUGUCAACGGUUUCUCCUUCAAGCUUAGUCCUUAA
Messenger RNA from Microthlaspi erraticum, 777 nucleotides. Lineage: Eukaryota; Viridiplantae; Streptophyta; Magnoliopsida; Brassicales; Brassicaceae. The record is from the annotation of a GenBank genome assembly.